This is a messenger RNA of Populus trichocarpa (black cottonwood), 4502 nucleotides long. RefSeq names its product zinc finger BED domain-containing protein RICESLEEPER 2. The record is from RefSeq and is a predicted model, not a curated record. NCBI's taxonomy places the organism in Eukaryota, Viridiplantae, Streptophyta, Magnoliopsida, Malpighiales, Salicaceae. Gene Ontology annotation, molecular function: protein dimerization activity; DNA binding. The coding region runs from base 1834 to 4347 and encodes 837 amino acids. The transcript has 4 exons.
UCUGCACUGUCGAUGUUGUCAUUCAAGAUCAAGUUCUGAUCUCUAGAGAGUAAACACAUCCUUAUGAUGCAGUCGUCGUUUAUUGUAUAAAUCUUGAUUUGGAGAAAGUUUGGACGAUUUAAACGAGUUUAUCAUUGGAUAGAGCUGGGUUGCUUAUGAGUCAAUGGACUGCCAGUUGCAUGAAAACAUUUACCAGCAUCGAGGAAGCAGCUGGGAUGCCAUUGGCGUCUUUUAAUAUUAUUUUACUCCCGAGAAAACAAAACAUUUGAUUCAGCUCAUCAGAUUUUGUUGCUUACAAUGGCCAAUCUUCUCUUCAAUAAAUUGAUGGAGAGUGCCAAGGCAAUUGAAGGUGGUAAUCUGGAUCUUGCAGAGUCACUUCUGGAGGAAAUCAGACAUCUAGUUUCUACAGAACCCAACAUAGCAACAAGGAAGGUUGUGAAAAACUUUGCAGAGGCUUUAGUCCGGCGAGUCAAUGGACUGCAUCCUCGAUAUCCUUUGCCGUUAGUACCUUCCUCAAAUCUAGAGGACUUCUACAAUUAUGUAUUUUAUCCUUUCUACUGGUUUUCUUACUUCACCACCACGCAUGCCAUCCAUGCCUUCCGCACUGGAAAUAAACCACUCCAUGUUAUUGAUUUCUCAGUCAUGCUAUACACCUCUUUGUGGCAUGAUUUGAUGCGAGAUCUUGCGAAUCAGCCUGGUGGCCUGCCAUCUUUUCGGUUGACCAGCAUCGUGCCGAAACUGUCAAGGAAUUUUGACUACCUACAACAAAUACGCAGUAAACUCACUCGAGCUGCUGAACGGCUCAGGGUUGAUUUUGAAUUGAGACAAGUGGUGGCCAAUAAUGCGAAAGAAAUCAUUGAAUGUUGUGUGUCUAAGAUCAGAAGGACAAGGGAGGAUGAGAUGCUAGUCGUGAGAUGGUCGUUUUCACUUCACAAGUUGCUUUCACAGGAAGGUGCCCUUGAGCAGGUGCUCUCAAAGGUGAAGGAUUUAAAACCAGACAUCAUGAUAAUUGUCGAGCAGGAAGCCAAUCAUAACGGGUCUGAUUUCAUGGACCGGUUUGUCAAGUCAUUUCAAUACUACUCCACUAUUUUUCACUCACUAGAGGAGGACAACUUCUACCGCGAUGUGGAUGGCAUGGAGUUGUGGAAGAGGAAUUUCAGACGGCAAAUUGGGAACGUGGUGGCAUGUGAGGGCAUUGACAGGGUCGAGCGGCAUGAGUCAUUGUAUCAAUGGCAAGAGCGGCUAUUGCAUGCUGGGUUUCAUCCAAUGCAACAGUGGUGGAAGAACGAUAGACAUACUCUCCAGUUGAAAUACAGAAUACAAGAGAAGGAUGGACAUCCUAUGCUAUAUCGGCACAAUUGCCCCCUUCUUGUCACCUCGGUUUGGAAACACUCUGACCCAUCUCAGUUCAGUGAUGGUUCUAUCACAUUACAAGAUGUAACUAUGUUCCCUCUAGCUGAGAAGUCUGACUUGAUGACUUCUUCUGAGUCUGUGGAUGAACAAGCAGAUGAUAGGGAAGACAGUAUGUGGUCUCCAAGGGUAGCUUUCUAAGUUUCCAAUUACUUUCCUCUAGUUUGCAGCUUCAGUUUGAAUCUUCUUGUUUUUUGAUGGAAUGAAUCCUCCAUCGUCCUGUAGUUUCUUUAAACAAAAUUGGUGAAGAUCCGCAUCAGUAACCUAAUUUGAUUUCUGAUACAUAUUGUGCUGUUAAAAUAUAGACAUUCAUUGGAAUAUGUAUGUCAUGUACAUAAGUUUCCACUGGCAUUGACAUGGAUUUCCCAUGGUGGGGAGGGUAAUGCAAAUUCAAAUGGGAAACGUAUUCUACAGAUUGAGGAUAUGGCUUGCUAUGUAAACAGUUGCUGGAAGAACAGAUUUGUUGAUGGAUAUGUGGAGUGCUAUAUUAAGGAAGGGCAAGGUAUUGCUGGUAAAGCACUUCAAUCGAAUCUGUAUUUUGUUCCUCAUAUUUCUCUGCUGGAUGCGGUCGAUUAUCCAUUCGUUGACUAUGCACACAAGUAUUUCCUUCAUGCUGCUGUUGCAAUCAAGCUCACAAGCACCUAUACCAGCACCAGCAUCAACGAUUACGUAGUAGAAUUUUUUCUCCCUCCUCACUUGAAAGAAAGUUCAGAACAACAUCUUUCAAUAAAUGGACUCCUAUGCACCUUGCAGAAGAAAUGCGGUAAUUUGUGGAAACUUUGGUGUAUGGAAACAAAUAAGCUUAAUGGCUCCAGAGCAAUGCUUGGGGAGGUAGGUGUCUCUAGCAUCCCACCAGCAGCUGUUUCUAGGAGCUCUCAAAUGGUACUAUCAGAUGGUAUGCCAAGCAUAAAUGAAAUCAUGGAACUAGACAUAUCUAACCAGACCAGUGAUGGGAUGGAAACACAUCAGACUCUUGAACAGGAAGUCAGACAACAAUAUGCAAUGGCUACUCCUGGUAUAAAUGCUGAAAGAGAGUUGCCUAGCAAUGGCAAUGCCAACCGAGACAUGGUUAUUAACAAAAAACGAAAGGUAUCCAGUGUGUGGGAGGGAUUUAAGAAGCAUGAAGGAAAAUAUGGUGAAGCAUGGGCUACAUGUAAAUAUUGUAAUAAGCGGUAUCGUGCUGAAAGCACGAGGGGAACUUCAAAUUUACAUAAACAUUUACAAAAAUGCUUGUCCAAGAGACAGGGAGGAGCAGAACAACAAUCAUCACCUCUGGUUGAAUCUGAUGAUUUAAUAAGUUCCAUCCAAAGAAAUUUUGUGUUCGAUCAAGAAAGAAGUCAUCUAAACAUCGCAAGAAUGAUGAUUAAGCAUGGAUAUCCACUGGAUAUGGUUCAGCAUGAGUUUUUCGAAACUUUUGUGAAGAAUUUGCAGCCAAUGUUUCAACUUCAUUCGAAAGACAUGGUUGAAGCUGAUGUUCUUGCUAUUUAUAGACAAGAGAAGGAGAAGCUCAUCAGAUGUUUCAAUAACCUCUCUUGUCUGUUCUGUUUAACAAUUGAAUUGCUGUCGUCUGACGACAGAAAGAUGACAUACUGUUGCUUGACCUUGCAUUUCAUUGAUGAUGAAUGGAAGCAGAAGAAGAAGAUUCUUGCUUUCAGGAAUCUACAGGGCAAUUACGAUGCAGAAACUAUACAAGAAAUCAUUAGAAGUGUGCUUAUAGAGUGGGGCAUUGGCAAGAAUUUGAAUUUCAUAUGGUUAAAUAUUGCUCCUCCAAAUGAUCAGAUGAUUGGAGAAUUAAAAAGUAAGCUUUCUGACCAAGACUCACUUCUCAAUGGGGAUGAAUGUUUUUUAUCUUCUUAUGCACAAAUUGUUCAUCUUCUUAUUCAAGAUGGACUUUUCGAGAUAAAGAGUGUUCUUUGUAAGAUUAGAGAAUCUAUUGCAUAUGUCAAUGGAACACAAGAUAGAAGAGAAAUGUUUCAGAAGGCAAUCAAUCAACUGAAGUUGCAAGACAAGAACAAGGCUUCUCUAGAUGUUCCUACAAGAUGGGAUACCACCUUUUCGAUGCUCGAGAAUGCAUUAGACUUAAGAAAUGCCUUUGCUUACCUUGAACAAACUGACAGCGAAUUCAGAGUGAAUCCAUCCGUGGAAGAGUGGAGCAUAUCAACGAUCAUACUGGACUGCUUGAAAGUGUUGAUAUUGCAUGAGUCCGCAAGCAAUGCUUCUACAGGCGUAGAAUUGUAUUUCCUGAACGUUUGUGGUGUCUAUAAGAAUUUGAUACAAUGGAAGAGGAGCCAACAUGCAUUUGUUCGCUCGAUGGCAGAUAGAAUGCUGGUGAGAUUUGAUGAGUUUUGGAGCAAGUUUUGCUUGGCUUUGGGAAUCUUAACAAUUCUCAACCCAUGCUUUAAACUUGAUGUUGUGGAGUACGGCUACAGCCAGAUUUAUGGCAGUGAUGCAAACUUAUUCUUGCCAAGACUCCAUAACGAUCUUAAAAGGGUGUACCAUAGAUAUUCUAGUGACUCCAGUAAUCCGGCAGCAUCCACUUCCACUCUUGCUGAUGUGAAUUGCUGCACAUCAUUUAAUCCAACUUCUGAAGAUAUGCUUCAAGGAUUCAGGGCGUGGCAGAAGCGUAAAUAUGAAAGCAAUUCGCUGGAUUCGCAGAAGGUUGAACUUGAUCAGUAUUUAGAGCAACCUCCAGAAAACUUGAGUAAGGAUUAUAAUGUCUUGGAAUGGUGGCAUGCCAAUGCUCCAAAAUUCCCAAUACUCGGAAGAAUGGCUCGUGAUUUCUUUGCAAUUCCUGUAUCAACUAUUGUUUCAAAAUCUUCUGCAGCUGAAGAAGCAGUGAAGAUGAACUCAACCUUUAAUCACGUACGUCCUGAAAUUGUAGAGGCUUUAAUAUGUGGGAGGGAUUGGCUGGAGAGUCCUUUGCAAGUCCUCUUUUAAAAAAAAUACUCCCAUUUCUAGUGUUUUUUUUUUUUUUUUUUUGUGGGGGGUUGCUAUUUUAAGUAAUUCUACUGUUAUUAUAAAAUGCAGCUAGAAAUAUUUUACACAUUGGAUUUGUGCUGUGUAUUCAGUGGUAUCACUCUUUUCUUGUUUAA